AACAUAUAUCACCAUGCUUUCUCGUUUGAUUCCAAAACCCUACUCCCAUCUCAGACGCUUCCUCUCUCCCUCCCCAAAACCCUACACGUUCCCGCCGCAAACCAAAAUCCCCAAUUUGCCCCUCAAUCCCUUCUUCACCGCCACUCCCAAACCCUUCUCCACCAACAACAAUAACAAUGGCAAGGGGAAGGAACCGUAUUCUCCACCCGCGUGGAAGGACUUUCGCGACACUGAAGAAAAUUUCCCUGCUUUCUUCGACGAUGAAGAAAUGAACAACAUGCCUCCGGGGGAAAAUCGAGGAGGAGAAGAAGAAUGUUUUCCUUUGGGGAGGAAGGAGGAGAAUAAGGUGGUGGAGGAGGAGAAAUGGUACUUGCAAGAGAAGGGUGUUGAUGAUGAAGAUGAGAGUUCAAUAUUCAAAGGGAUUGAUAAUGAGGGAAAUAAAGUAAAAGAUGGUUCUGGUGGGCACCUUGGGGUGGGUGCAUCGGAUUUUCAACCUUGGAGCUUGAAGGAGGAGAAGGAUGGUGAUGAAGUGAAGGAAGAUGAUGUGUUUGCUUUUCAAGACGAGAAUAUUGAAGGGAUGAAGGGUGAGUUCAGUGCUGUGGAAGGUGAAAAAAGUAAGGAAGAUAUUGAGAAGCUUGAGAAGGAAGAGAAAGAGCUCACUGCUGUACUCAAAGGCCCAAACCGAGCUUUUGGUGAUUUGAUUGCUGCUUCUGGAAUCACGGAUGAAAUGCUUGACAGUUUGAUUGCGUUGAAAGACUUAGAAGGAGUCGAGGGAUUGCCCCCUCUUAGAGUAAUAGAAGACAUGCGCUACGAGAGGAAUACUAGAAAAUCCACUAGAGCUGAAAUGGAGCGUCUAAAGCAAGAGGAAGCUGCAAAAGCAAGAGUGAGACAAGUUGACGAGAAAGGACGUGCUUAUGGAACGGGAAGAAGAAAAUGUAGCAUAGCACGUGUCUGGGUUCAACCUGGUGAUGGUAAAUUUAUUGUUAAUGAUAAAGAAUUUGAUGUUUAUUUCCCUAUGCUUGAGCAUCGUGCUACUCUCCUUCGACCUUUCUCCGAGACAAAGACAUUAGGACUUUGGGAUGUCAGUUGUACUGUGAAAGGAGGCGGUGUUUCAGGUCAAGUUGGAGCAAUACGAUUGGGAAUCAGCAAGGCUUUGCAAAGCUGGGAACCAGAUUUGCGUCCUGCACUAAGAAACGCUGGCUUCCUGACAAGGGACGCAAGAGUGGUAGAGAGGAAAAAACCAGGAAAGGCCAAAGCAAGAAAAAGCUUCCAAUGGGUCAAGCGUUAAUACUUUCAACAUCUUUCCCUCUAUAUGGGUAUUUUUUGUGAGGAUAAUUGGUGUUCUCUCAAUAAAUUCUUAAAGUUGGUUCAAUCUUGUAAUGCAUCACCUGUGAUGUAAUCUAGGAUUUGAUGGCCAAUGAUGAUACUGUAAUUGUAGAAAAUUUUGUUUACCCGGAAUUAUCAUAUCAUAUUGUUAUGAUUCAUUCACUUUUUGGAGAGAA
Molecule: messenger RNA, 1502 nt
Organism: Arachis duranensis
Lineage: Eukaryota; Viridiplantae; Streptophyta; Magnoliopsida; Fabales; Fabaceae
Product: 30S ribosomal protein S9, mitochondrial
Exons: 4
Coding region: 14-1288 (424 amino acids)
Biological process (GO): translation
Cellular component (GO): cytosolic small ribosomal subunit; ribosome
Molecular function (GO): structural constituent of ribosome; RNA binding
Source: RefSeq, a predicted model, not a curated record